AUGGCUACCGCGAAAGACACGUCUACUUUCUUUCUGGAGGCAGAUGCAAAACAAUUUGACAGUGUUUUAAAGUUAUACCCACAAGCAAUUAAACUAAAAGCAGAACAGAAAACAAAGAAACCAGAGGAGCUCAUAAAAUUGGACAAUUGGUAUCAAAAUGAAUUACCGAAAAAAAUUAAAUCCAGGGGUAAAGAGGCACAUAUGAUUCAUGAAGAGCUAGUACAACUCAUGAAAUGGAAACAAGCUAGGGGGAAGUUCUACCCGCAGCUGUCGUAUCUGAUCAAAGUGAACACCCCAAGAGCGGUGAUGCAGGAGACCAAGAAGGCCUUCCGCAAGCUGCCCAACAUAGAGUCCGCCAUGACCGCGCUCAGCAACUUGAAGGGCGUGGGAACUGCCACAGCGUCAGCCCUCCUCGCCGCUGCCAGCCCAGAAAUCGCCCCCUUCAUGGCAGACGAGUGCAUACAGGCCAUCCCCGAGAUGGAAGGGAGCGACUACACUGCCAAGGAGUACCUCAAUUUUGUAAAACACAUUAGAAACGUCUGUGAUAGAUUAAAUAAGGAACAAAACGGCUGCGGCAAGAAAUGGUCGCCGCACAUGGUCGAGCUGGCGUUAUGGACCCACAACAUCGUGUCGGACCUGCAGCCGGAGCUGUUGGGCAAGGAGCCGAGCAGCAAAGUGGCACCCACCAACGGCGGGUCACCGCUACCGAGCGACGAGAGCAACCUAGAACCGCCCGCGACCAACGGCAACGGCAAGCUGGUUGACUCUGUGAACGAGGACACGACGACAUCCUGCACGGAGGACUCUAUGGACGCGAAGGCCGCCUCGCCCGCCACACCCGCCUCCCACUCCGACAACUCCGACUCCGCCUUCAGCACGCCGCGCGCCAAGCGACAAAUAGAGGAGGCGAGUUCAGCAGAAGAGGAGAACUCACUGGGAGACUCAACAGACGCACAGCCACCGGUUACAAAGAAACUUCGAGAAGCCACACAC
Molecule: messenger RNA, 993 nt
Organism: Iphiclides podalirius (scarce swallowtail)
Lineage: Eukaryota; Metazoa; Arthropoda; Insecta; Lepidoptera; Papilionidae
Source: the annotation of a GenBank genome assembly